CAAAACAGCUGAGUAUUGGCAGCAGAUUGUGUAGCUCAUUGCUGAACUGCUCAAGCAAAUGGACAGUGACCUGAAGGAUAGUGUUCCCGCUGAUGCCAGCGUCUUCUCCCCAAAUCGUUGGGUCAAGCUGAAUGUGGGUGGUCAGAUAUACGCCACCACCAUCGAUACUCUGGUAGGCAGGGAACCGGACUCAAUGCUAGCACGAAUGUUCUUGCAAGAUGGCAGCAUAAUGCCCAGCGAGCGGGACGAGCAAGGAGCUUUCCUAAUUGACCGGAGUCCUCGAUACUUCGAGCCAAUCAUCAACUAUCUGCGCCAUGGCCAAUUCGUCUGUGACUCUAACAUCAGCGUACUGGGCGUCCUGGAGGAGGCAAAAUUCUUUGGCAUAUUUUCACUUGUAACCCACUUAGAGGAGCGCCUGGGACAACAGGAGGGUCCGCUGGGUGAUAGGCCACUGACGCGCAACGACGUAAUCAAGGCCAUCAUUCAGACCUCCGUCAUAACAGAACUGCGCUUUCAAGGCGUAAAUCUUUCCGGAGCUGAUCUUAGAAAACUUGACUUCCGCAACAUCAAUUUUAAGUACGCAAACAUGUCGCGCUGCAAUUUGUCCCACACCAAUUUAUCCCACACCUGCUUGGAGCGAGCGGACCUUCAGUACGCAAACUUGGAGUGUGCUCAACUAGUUUCAGUUCGAGGGCUUUGCGCGAACAUGGAAGGUGCUAAUUUGCGUGGGUGUAAUUUCGAGGAUCCAACAGGAGUGCGGACUAAUCUGGAAGGUGUUAACCUCAAAGGAGCUUGCCUGGAAAGCAGCAACAUGGCCGGCGUUAAUUUACGUGUCGCAAAUUUAAAAAACGCGAAUAUGAAAAAUUGCAACUUACGAGCAGCAGUCUUAGCAGGAGCAGAUUUGGAAAAAUGUAAUCUUUCAGGCAGUGACUUGCAGGAGGCCAAUUUGCGCGGAGCUAAUUUAAAGGACGCUGAGCUUACUUUAAUGGUGACCCCUUUGCAUAUGUCGCAGGCCAUACGAUGAUAUAUACGAUGGGGACAGUAUUUUGUGCAAUUACAUAUCACAUAUAAGACUCUGAUGUUUAUAACUAAAAAAUUUAAGAUUAUUGAUUGUAAAUACUAUAAUUUUAACCGUAGCCCUAAAAGUAAACAGUAUUAGGACUUUAUUGUAUUUGCAUAAUUUCCAUUUGUGUUUUAAUUUCCAUUUGCAAACACAGUGCGAAAGACAAACAAAAUCACGAUGUUAAAAUCUAGUGAAGAUCGAAAAUUCAAAAAAUAUCAAAUUUUGUGACCAAAAGUAAUUAUGUAUUUUCGAUUUAAGUUUGAUCCGUUUUUAUGCAGUUUUUAGAGCUUGUAUUCAAUAUAUUUUUAUCAUAUGAACUUUAUUUUAAUAAAAAUGCUUUUAAACCAACUA
Messenger RNA from Drosophila subpulchrella, 1414 nucleotides. RefSeq names its product BTB/POZ domain-containing protein KCTD9. The transcript is spliced from 3 exons. Gene Ontology annotation, molecular function: protein binding. The record is from RefSeq and is a predicted model, not a curated record. Lineage: Eukaryota; Metazoa; Arthropoda; Insecta; Diptera; Drosophilidae. Gene Ontology annotation, biological process: protein homooligomerization. Bases 59 to 1024 code for a protein of 321 amino acids.